Molecule: messenger RNA, 1104 nt
Organism: Cryptomeria japonica (Japanese cedar)
Lineage: Eukaryota; Viridiplantae; Streptophyta; Pinopsida; Cupressales; Cupressaceae
Product: membrin-11
Exons: 4
Coding region: 175-873 (232 amino acids)
Biological process (GO): vesicle fusion; vesicle-mediated transport
Cellular component (GO): SNARE complex; ER to Golgi transport vesicle membrane; Golgi apparatus
Molecular function (GO): SNAP receptor activity; SNARE binding
Source: RefSeq, a predicted model, not a curated record
CUGCAGCAUAUAUUUGUAAAGAUGUUUUUUUCUUUAUGAACUGGCCUCGUACAAUGUGCAGGUUGAACCGUUGAUACACGUAUUCUACACGUAUUCCCAAUUACAAUUCUUGUUCUCAGCAAGACUAUAGAGAGUUUGAAUUUGAAUUUGAAACACAUUCGUGUAAUUUUGUGAAUGGGGGGUGGAAGUUUAUCAGAUGUGUAUUCACAGGCGAGGCGUCUGCUAUUAGAGGUCAGGGAUGGAUUAGAGAGGCUGGAGCGCUUGGAAUCUCACUCAUCGAUUUCAUCUCCCAGAGCAAGCGGACGGUCAAAUGAUGACUCUGCCCCCGACCUUGCGCAAACUCUCAAGCGCGACCUAUCUCAGCUCCAGACAUACAGUGCCGACAUGGACAGGCUCUGGCGGUCACAAAUGCCCAAAUCUCAGCGGGAUCUGUGGAAACGAAAGUUGGAGCAAGUAACAGAAGAAGUUGACUCUUUGAAGUUUGCUCUAGAUAAUUAUCUUUCUCGGCGUCACAGACGUCAGAUGGAAGUAAAGGAAAGGGCAGAGCUCUUGCAAAGAGUGAAUGGGGACUCUGCUCGUGUAUUGCAAAAUUUUGACGUGGAAGCACAAGCCAUGCAAUCGGCUCAAAAUUCGUCAUCCAUGCUUGAUGAGGCAUAUUCUACAGGGAUAGCUGUUCUAUCUAAGUAUGCAGAACAAAGAGACCGCUUGAAGCAAGCACAGCGCAAGGCUCUGGAUAUCAUUAAUACUGUUGGCUUGUCUAAUUCCAUGCUGAAAAUAAUUGAAAGACGACAUCGAAUGGAUAAGUGGAUAAUAUAUAUUGGCAUGUUCCUUACAGUUGUAAUUAUUGUAAUUGUUUGGAGAUGGACCCACUAGUGAUGCAGCUAAAUGCUGUGACUCUGAUCACUGAAGCACUUGCAAGGCAGCAAAAGUGCAUAAGGUUGAAGUAGCUGAAUUGAUAAUGACAUGCUAUUAUGAAAAUGUUAACUAAACGAAAGAUUUUUCAAAUAUACUAUUCAUUGUGGAUAGUGAUCUGAAUUUUACUACGUUUCCUAGGUAAUAAGAUUUGCGAUCUGUGCUCAACUUAUUUCCCCUUUUCUAAGUUCA